CCCGGAGAGUUUCCGCGCAGUGCACUGCGGGUUAAAGGUGCCUUCCCUGCGCGGUGCCUUGUGGGAAAGAGGCAGAGAUCCGUGGAGCUUGUUCGUCACCUCAGUUGGAGCCGUUUAUAUCUCAAGAGAAGCGACAAUGCCGGAGCGAGACAGUGAGCCAUUCUCUAACCCUUUAGCCCCAGAUGGCCAUGAUGUGGAUGAUUCUCAUUCUUUUCAUCAGUCUAAAUUGACCAAUGAAGACUUUCGUAAGCUUCUUAUGACUCCACGGGCAGCACCAACAUCUGCACCACCUUCAAAAUCUCGCCAUCAUGAAAUGCCCAGAGAGUACAAUGAAGAUGAAGAUCCAGCUGCCCGGAGGAGAAAGAAAAAAAGCUAUUAUGCAAAACUACGCCAGCAAGAGAUUGAGCGAGAGAGGGAAUUGGCUGAGAAAUACAGAGACCGUGCCAAGGAAAGACGCGAUGGUGUCAACAAAGAUUAUGAAGAAACAGAACUAAUCAGUACAACUGCCAAUUACAGGGCAGUAGGACCCACUGCAGAGGCGGAUAAAUCAGCAGCAGAAAAGAGGCGGCAAUUGAUUCAGGAGUCCAAAUUCUUGGGUGGUGACAUGGAACACACUCACUUGGUGAAGGGACUUGAUUUUGCUUUGUUGCAAAAGGUACGGGCAGAGAUUGCCAGCAAAGAAAAAGAGGAAGAAGAACUAAUGGAAAAGCCCCAAAAAGAAACUAAGAAGGAUGAAGAUCCAGAAAAUAAAAUUGAAUUCAAGACUCGCUUGGGCCGUAACAUCUAUCGGAUGCUAUUCAGGAACAAGGCAUAUGAGCGGAAUGAGCUCUUCCUGCCAGGGCGAAUGGCUUAUGUGGUGGAUCUUGAUGAUGAGUAUGCUGACACAGAUAUUCCCACAACUUUGAUUAGAAGUAAGGCUGAUUGUCCAACCAUGGAGGCCCAAACCACAUUGACUACAAAUGAUAUUGUAAUUAGUAAACUGACUCAGAUUCUUUCCUAUCUGAGGCAAGGCACUCGUAAUAAAAAGCUCAAGAAAAAGGAUAAAGGGAAACUGGAUGAGAAGAAACCCCCAGAGGCAGACAUGAAUAUUUUUGAAGAUAUUGGUGAUUAUGUACCGUCGGCGGCAAAAGUGCCACGAGAAAAGGAACGAGAGAGAUACAGGGAACGGGACCGAGAACGGGAGAGAGAGAGAGACAGGGAACAUGAGCGAGAUCGUGAACGGGAGAGAGAAAGGGAACGUGAAGAGGAGAAGAAGAGGCACAGCUACUUUGAGAAACCUAAAGCUGAUGAUGAGCCUAAUGAUAUAGACAAAGGACCUGGCUCAGCCAAAGAGUUGAUUAAAUCAAUCAAUGAAAAGUUUGCUGGUGCUACUGGCUGGGAAGGGACAGAACCAUAUCCUUUACAUCUGUAUACUGAAGGAGGGAUUCUAGGUUUAGCAGCUGCUGUAGGGUUUUUGGUAAAACAGAUGUCUUUUAUAUAAAUUUCAACCUUUAUU
Molecule: messenger RNA, 1495 nt
Organism: Pantherophis guttatus
Lineage: Eukaryota; Metazoa; Chordata; Lepidosauria; Squamata; Colubridae
Source: RefSeq, a predicted model, not a curated record